CGGCCGGGUUUAUUUUUGGGUCAGUGACAGUGUGUCAAUGGCCGCAGAUGCGUCGGAAAGGAAGGCUCUGAGAUACAAGCAAACCCUGCUCUAUGGGGAGUACCAGGAGCACCAGGGCGGCUCGGGCAGACGUGAGGCCACGCGCCUGCUGACGGAGCGGCAGAUCCAGAAGCAUGGCAACCAUCACCGCGGCCACGCCAGGGCGCGGCGCGGCCGCCGCGGCCAGAACGGCUUCCACGGCCGCCACGCCCACCAGCAGCACGGCGUCCACGGCCGGCAGAGGAACCGGCCGCCGUCCAACAUGGAGGCGGAGGAGGAGGCGGCCGACGAGCAGGCGGCCGAACCCGACCUCACGUCCUCUCAGAAGAAGAAGCGCUCGUACUCCAAGUGCAGAGACUGCAUAGCCAGGGUGCAGCGGUUCCUCGUCACCAGGCUCGGAGAGGACUGGAUCUUCCUGAUUAUGUUGGGCAUCACGAUGGCGCUGGUCAGCUGGAGUAUGGACUACGCCAGCGCAAAGAGCCUGCAGGCUUAUAAAUGGAUCCACGGGGAGCUGAAGGGGAACAUCCCCCUGCAGUACCUGGCCUGGGUUUCCUAUCCCCUCAUGUUCAUCCUCUUCUCCUCCCUCUUCUGUCACCUGGUGGCUCCUCAAGCUAUCGGUUCUGGUAUCCCAGAGCUGAAGACCAUCCUGAGAGGUGUGGUGCUGAAGGAAUAUCUGACUCUGAAGGCCUUUGUUGCUAAAGUCAUCGGCCUGACCGCGGCCUUGGGCAGCGGCAUGCCCGUCGGCAAAGAGGGCCCGUUUGUUCACAUCGCCAGCAUCUGCGCCGCGGUUCUCAGCCGCCUGAUGUCCUUCUUUUCAGGAGUUUAUCAGAAUCCAUACUGUUACACCGACAUCCUGACCGUGGGCUGUGCCGUCGGGGUGGGCUGCUGCUUUGGGACUCCACUGGGAGGUGUGCUCUUCAGUAUAGAGGUAACAUCCACGUACUUUGCCGUGAGGAACUACUGGAGAGGAUACUUCGCUGCCACAUUCAGCGCCUUCAUAUUCAGAGUUCUGUCCGUGUUUAACAAAGAUGCAGUGACCAUCACUGCUUUGUUCAGGACAAACUUCCGCAUGGAUUUCCCCUUCGACCUGCAGGAGCUGCCAGCGUUCGCCAUCAUAGGGAUCUCCUGCGGGUUCCUGGGCGCGUUCUUCGUCUACCUCAACAGACAAGUGGUUCUGUUCAUGAGACGACCCAACGCUAUGACGCGCUUCCUCACCAAGCACCGGCUGCUCUUCCCCGCGGUGGUAACGCUGCUCAUCGCCACCUUGACCUUCCCCCCCGGGUUUGGACAGUUCAUGGCAGGAGAGCUGAUGCCCAGAGAGUGCAUCAACUCCCUCUUCGAUAACUUCACCUGGACGAAGAUUUCCGGGUCCCCUCCUCCGGUCGGGCUGGGCCUCUCCGCCGCCUGGCUGCACCCCGACGUCAGCGUCUUCGUCAUCCUGCUGCUCUUCUUCCUCAUGAAGUUCUGGAUGUCGGCCGUCGCCACCACGAUGCCGAUCCCGGCCGGCGCCUUCAUGCCCGUCUUCAUUCUAGGGGCUGCGUUCGGCCGGCUGGUCGGGGAGAUCAUGGCCACCCUGUUCCCUCACGGGAUCGUGUUCGACGGCAUCCUUUACCGCAUCAUCCCCGGAGGGUACGCAGUCAUUGGAGCAGCAGCGUUGACCGGAGCCGUGACUCACACGGUGUCUACAGCCGUCAUCUGCUUCGAGCUGACAGGACAGAUCUCCCACAUCCUGCCCAUGAUGGUGGCAGUGAUCCUGGCCAACAUGGUGGCCCAGGGCCUGCAGCCGUCCCUCUACGACUCCAUCAUCCAGGUCAAGAAGCUGCCGUACCUGCCCGAGCUCGGCUUCGGACACAUGAGCCAGUACAACAUCUUCGUGGAGGACAUCAUGGUGAGGAAGGUGAAGUUCAUCUCCUCCCAGUCCACGUACCGAGAAGUCAAACUCCUCCUGGACUCCUCCUCGCUCAACUCCAUCCCGCUGGUCGACUCCAAAGAUUCUAUGAUCUUAUUGGGCAGCAUUGACAGACUGGAGCUUCUGGCUCUCUGUGAUUGGUGGUUGUCUCCGGAGAGGAGGCUCCUGACGCAGGGUCGGAUCCUACGGGAGCAGGACCAGGGCCAGAAGCACAGCUGGGAGUCCUUCGCCUUCGUGGACGAGGACGAGGACGAGGAGGACGGAGAGAAGGGAAGCCCGGUGCAGGAGGAGAGGAACGGGCCCGUGCCCCCUCCCAAGCCUCGGGAGCCUUCGUUAAACCACACCGCCCCUGAUCCGGACCCUGAUCCUGAUCCUGAUCCUGAUCCUGAUCCUGAUCCUGGUUCUGGUUCUGGUUCUGGUUCUGAUAAAGGUCCUCUGCAGUCCAUGAGCACAACGCUCAGAAACCUCUUCACCUCUAAGAGCAGACAGACGGAGGGGCAGUCGCAGGAGCCUCGUCCUCCUCCACUGUCGGACACCAUGACACCUGACGAGAUCAAGGCGUGGGAAGAGGCUGAGAUGGACAAGCCGAUGGAGAUCGAUGAGAUACGAGUGGACCCUUCACCUUUCCAGCUGGUGGAGAGGACGUCGCUGCACAAGACCCACACCUUGUUCUCCCUCCUGGGCUUGAGUCACGCCUACGUCACCAGCAUCGGGAAACUGGUGGGAGUGGUGGCUCUGAAAGAGCUCCAGAAGGCCAUCGAGGGCUCCACCCGCUCCGGGGUCAGGCUCCGCCCUCCUCUGGCCAGUUUCCGGGACGUCAGCAACCACAAGUCUGUCUCUAAACCUCCACCUUCGUCUCCUUCCUCCCCCUCCUCCCCCUCCUCCCUGUCCUCCACUUCCCCCCCUUCGCCUGAGAUUGUUGCCGCCCAGCCUGCUCCUCCUCCUUCUUCCUCCUCCUCCUCCUCCUCUUCCUCCUCCACCACCGCCGCCACCACCGCCACCACCAAACCUCACGACCACCACCACCACCAGGAGACUGAAACAGAGGUCUGGAUCGAGGGCACGUCGAGGGAGGUGGCAGAGGGGGAGGUGGUGGAGGUGGAGGAGGAGGAGGAGGUGGAGGAGGAGGGCAGCUGUAGUACUAGUAGUACAAGUAGUAGUAGUAGUAGUAGUACAAGUACGGGGGCUUGUAGCUGCAGCUACAACAGCAACCUCAACCUCCCUCCAUCUUCCACUCCUCCCCCCGUCCCUCCUUCCUCUCCUCCUCCUCCUCCUCCUCCUCCUCCCUCCAUCCCUCCCUCCACCCUGAGGCCCCUGCAGGGACUCAACAAGGAGGACGAAGACAGUGAUGAUGAGCCGAUGGUUUAGCUUAAACUAGAGUGAUGUUGAUGUUUUUUUUAUAAUGGAAAACCUUUUUUUAAUAGUUUCUUCUCUUAAUUUUUAUUAUUUUAUUUUAUUUGACUUUGCUCUGGUCUUUGGACGCCUCUUUACCUCUUUUUAUCCCACGUUUCUGACUCCGUCUUCUGUCUCAUUGAUCACAUCUCUCCUUUCAUACGCUCUCUGUGACCUUUCAUGUUCACCUCCUACUCGUGUUUUUGUCUUUUUCUUACUUGGUUACUGACAAAUACUUUUUUAGAGUCGGGAGCAGCUUGAGAUGAGAAAACUCUUCCUGCUACACAUUUAAAAUCAUAAAGAAUCCACUUAAGUAAACACAUAAUUCCUUUUUAGCGUUAGCAUUGGCAUUAGCAUUGUCCCUCUUUGGAUUUAAAGUCUUUUUAUUAGCAUCAUUAGCUCAAAUGUGUCUUGAGAUAACGCUUUUAUAAUUUUAAAACCGUGUUUUGCAAAUUUUGCAACUUUCAGUAAAACCACAGAAUAAAAAUAAUCUGUAAAUAAUAAAAAAAAUGUCGGGUUAACACAACAAAAGCACAAACCUAACUUUAUUUUGACCAGAGGUUUUAUUUCUCUGAGCUUUACUUAUAAUUUCCAGUAGUUUUGAACAGACGUAGACGCCACUUUCUCCGAAUAACUCAUUUUGAAGUUAAAUAAUGGUUUUAUUUGAGCUUUUUUCUCACUUCUGGGUGUCAGAACUCUUUCAAAGUCAUUUUAAAAUUAGAUAAUAGACGAGUAAUUUGUCUAAAUUUGACUUAAAAUACAUAUUUCGACGAACAAAAGUUGCAGCUUUAGCUUUGGUCUGCUCAUAAUAACGACAAAAAAACUCAUUUUAAAACAUAAAGAAUCCACUUAAGUAAACACAUUAAUUCCUUUAUAGCAUCAGCAUUGUCCCAUUUAAAGUCUUUUUAUUAGCCUCAUUCGCUCAAACGUCUCCAGAUGAACCCAGUGAACCUCAACUCAUUUGUGCCUCUCAUGUGGCUUUUAUAGGUUUAAUACUUUCAUCAUUUUAAAUAACUGAUUUUGAUAUUAAAUAUUGAUUUUAUUAGAUCUUUUUUUUUUAACUUCUGGGUGGCAGAACUCUACCAAAGUCUUUUUAAACACAGAUAGAAUUUGUCUAAUCUGUCUAAAUUUGUCAUAAAAUGCUAAUUUUACCGAGGAAAGUUGCAGCUUUAUCUGUGGUCUUAUCAUAGUAAAAACAAAAUAACCCUAAAUCAUAACGAAUUCAUUUAUGUAAACACAUUAGUUCCUUUGUAGCAUUAGCAUUGUCCCAGUUGGGAUUUAAAGUCUUUUUAUUAGCCUCAUUAGCACAAACGUCUCCAGAUGAACCCAGUGAACCUCGGCUCGUUUGUGCCUUUUAUCAGAUGAGAUCAGUCGCUAUUGAUUUUUUUUUUUUAACAGAGCUGCAGAUUCCAAAGCCCCAACGUCCACCUCCAAAAACCUUAAUCACUGGCUUUAAAUCACAGCUGACAUUUAGCUUAAUGAAUUACAUCAUUAUGACUUUACAACAAAAAACAUUAGUGCACAAUUAAAAAGUGACGUAACUUGUUUGUUCUUGGUUAUUUUUGCUCUAAAUUAUUGCUAAAUGCAGGACGUCCUUGUCCGUGCAUUUUAAAAAUGCUUCCUCAGUUGUUUUGUCUUAAAGACUCGUUGAACUACCCUCUCACCUUUUAGUGGAUUCAAUCUUACGUCGUGCUCAUAAAUCUCAGAGACUUUAAUAUCUGUGACCUCCUUCCAUCUACCAUCCAUCUCCUCUCGUCUCUGGUUUCAGUUUCUCAGGUGCCUUAAAAGUCUUUAAACCUGCAGAUUUAACAAAAAAAAAAGAUAAAAAACACAUAAAAAAAAAAACUUUUUAAAAUGUCUAAAACGUUUCUUAAGGAGUUUCUGUGCUUGUGGUUAUUUAUUUAUUCAUUGUUGUUGUUUUAGCCGAGUCAGCAUUUCUAAAACUGUGAACGACGACGUAGACGAAUAAAGUUUUAUGUGAAACGCUU
Mugil cephalus (flathead mullet) is the source of this 5328-nucleotide messenger RNA. Its product is annotated as chloride channel protein 1-like. Lineage: Eukaryota; Metazoa; Chordata; Actinopteri; Mugiliformes; Mugilidae. Gene Ontology annotation, cellular component: membrane. Gene Ontology annotation, biological process: transmembrane transport; chloride transport. The record is from RefSeq and is a predicted model, not a curated record. The coding region runs from base 38 to 3316 and encodes 1092 amino acids. Gene Ontology annotation, molecular function: voltage-gated chloride channel activity. The transcript is spliced from 24 exons.